AUGGAUUCACAGUGGCAGCCAUAUCAGGAUCCCUUGAUGGGCCGUCCUGCCCAGUUCAAUAAUGGCCAACAGCUAGCCUCCAAAUACGGCGGCCAGCCACCACAGUCACAGCCGCCUAUGGGAUACACAUACGAACCCUUUCAAACUCCCGGCAUCGCUGCCAAACCCCCUUCGAUCGGCUCCAACUCGAAAUCCAUGUCCAUGGCGUCGUCCCCGGUCGCCACGCCACGUAGUAGGGAUUAUGUCACAGAUGCGGACACCACUAUGGAGGAUGCAGACCCGUACAACCGGGCAAAAUACUCUACGAGACCGAGUCACAACAGUCGACCUUCUUCCCAGUUCUUUUCUAAUGAAGAAUCCUCGGCGGCUCGCAGAUACUCCCCGAUGAAUGUCUUGUCUUCGCCGCCGUCAUCGAUGUCGUAUAAUACAAGCCCUGGGAAGAAUGCCAACUCUUAUGCUUUUCCUCCGGGCCCGAACAACUCUCGAAGGUCACCGGCAAGGGCGCCCAACUACUCUUCGCCUCCUCAGGCGUAUCAACCUCCUUCGGCAUCCCGGGCCCCUAGGCUUCCCCCUCUGCAGGCUGCUGAAAUGAGCCCCGAGCAAUAUCACCCGCCUUCGGCCGGCUCUCAACUGAGUGCUCCAUUUGGACAUGACGGACGAUCUCCACGCUCUGGAUCUGUAUCUGGCGGAAGUCACCAACCAGCACCAGGUCGUGGUCCAGUUCCGAAGUUCCAAAAAAUACAAUCUGUUCAAAACUUGCAACCGCGCAUACAUGCGCAACCGCCGUAUAGACGCGCCAAUCCUGAGGGAGGUUUUAUCAGUCCGCUCCAAGCGUUGACGACCCACCUUCCGGCUACCUAUCGGAUAUGCAAUCCCGGCUUCAACUACGAGUCGUCUAGGAAUCCACGGCGAGUACUGACCAAACCAAGCAAAGGUUCGAAGAAUGAUGGCUACGACAACGAGGAUAGCGAUUACAUCUUAUACGUGAACGAUAUUCUUGGUAGCGAGGAAGCAGGCCACAAGAAUCGCUACUUGAUUCUCGAUGUUUUGGGCCAAGGAACCUUCGGGCAAGUUGUGAAAUGCCAAAAUUUGAAAACGCAAGAGGUUGUAGCCGUCAAGGUCAUCAAAAAUAAGACGGCAUAUUUUAACCAAAGUAUGAUGGAAGUGUCUGUUUUGGAUCUGCUCAACAGCAAAUAUGACAAGAACGACGAUCAUCAUCUCCUCCGGUUGAAGGAUACUUUUAUCCAUCGACAACACUUAUGCCUUGUCUUUGAACUGCUUAGUGUCAAUCUUUACGAACUGAUUAAACAAAACCAGUUCCGCGGUUUGAGUACAACACUUGUACGCGUAUUUGCACAGCAGCUUCUUAAUGCACUGAGCCUGCUGAACAAGGCACAUCUAAUCCACUGCGAUCUCAAACCUGAAAAUAUAUUGCUGAAGAAUUUGGAGAGUCCGAUCAUCAAAGUCAUCGAUUUCGGAUCUGCCUGCGAUGAACGACAAACAGUUUACACUUAUAUACAAUCGAGAUUUUAUCGUUCCCCCGAGGUUCUCCUCGGUUUACCUUACUCCUCCGCAAUUGAUAUGUGGUCUUUAGGAUGCAUCGUCGUCGAGCUCUUCCUUGGUUUGCCACUGUUCCCGGGAUCUUCGGAAUAUAAUCAAGUAUGUCGUAUUGUGGAGAUGUUGGGUCUACCCCCAACAUGGAUGCUUGAAAUGGGCAAGCAGUCUGGUGAAUUUUUCGAGAAGACACAAGACGAGUUUGGAAGAAAGACAUACCGCCUCAAGAGUCUGGAACAAUAUUCCAGGGAGCACAACACAAAGGAGCAACCGAGCAAGAAAUAUUUCCAGGCAUCGACACUGGAGGAAAUCAUUCGUAGCUACCCAAUGCCAAGAAAGAACAUGAAGCAGGCAGAAAUCGAGAGAGAAUUGAAUAACCGGGUGGCAUUCAUCGACUUCGUGCGUGGCCUGUUGUCCAUCAAUCCCCUUGAGCGUUGGUCGCCGCAACAAGCCAAGCUGCACCCCUUCAUUACGCAACAGAAGUUCACUGGACCAUUUGUGCCGCCGAUGAAUCUCAAGUACUCGUCGCUCAACAAGACCAUUGCCCCAGGCAUCCAGCAACAGCAGCAAGCAGAGGCUGCAAGUAAGCAGAGGGCAGCACAGGCGGCGCAUGCACAGUCUGCAGCACAAACUGCCUACUCGAUGCAGAUGAACCAAUUCCACACGUCUCCUCACGCUCAGCCUCCCCCCAUGUACAACGGGAUGUUUACUGGUCACCAGCAGGGUGCCCCGCCUCCGUACCCCACCCAGCCGCCGGGUUACGGCCAUCAGAUGAACAUCAUGCCGGGCCAGAUGCCUCCUCAAACACAAUAUGCACCUUCUCAAAGUCUCUAUGCACAGGCAACAACAAGAGCUGGCCGUCAGCGUGCUUCCACUAUGGACCACCAAAAUGGAGGCAUUCCCCCGACCAUUCAAAGAGUCGCCAGUCACCUCGACCCCAAUGCACCCAUCCGCUUGCAGCCUAGUCCGGCAUACUAUCCACCGCCCCCAGAUGGCUACGUUGAUACCAAUGCCGCUAAUCAAAGACGGCGAGGGAGCCGUACAGGUGGCAAUCAACGAAACAGGGAUUUUAUCCGCACCCUUGAAGACGGUGUUCUUGGAGGCGAAGGUUUUGUGGGUCAGAACCAGUGGCACUGA
This is a messenger RNA of Aspergillus wentii DTO 134E9, 2691 nucleotides long. RefSeq names its product putative protein kinase Yak1. The transcript is spliced from 8 exons. Gene Ontology annotation, molecular function: protein serine/threonine kinase activity; ATP binding; protein tyrosine kinase activity. Gene Ontology annotation, cellular component: nucleus; cytoplasm. NCBI's taxonomy places the organism in Eukaryota, Fungi, Ascomycota, Eurotiomycetes, Eurotiales, Aspergillaceae. The record is from RefSeq and is a predicted model, not a curated record. Bases 1 to 2691 code for a protein of 896 amino acids. Gene Ontology annotation, biological process: peptidyl-serine phosphorylation; peptidyl-threonine phosphorylation.